Polyodon spathula (Mississippi paddlefish) is the source of this 1827-nucleotide messenger RNA. Its product is annotated as coiled-coil domain-containing protein 85A-like. Lineage: Eukaryota; Metazoa; Chordata; Actinopteri; Acipenseriformes; Polyodontidae. The record is from RefSeq and is a predicted model, not a curated record. The coding region runs from base 404 to 1588 and encodes 394 amino acids. The transcript is spliced from 2 exons.
UGCAGUCACGCUGUCUCGUGUUGUUGCGGCCAGUCGACUAAUCUCCACUUCCAAAGCAUUUGCAGAGCACUCUGUCGGCACAUAGUAGGAAGGGAUGCAUGGUGAGCUAGCUAGAUGAUAUGGCUUUCACCUUCUCAGUAAUCAUGUUUGACUUCCUGAAAACCCGGCUUCUAAAGCAAUGGAAUUAGCCACGUGAAUUAAACGUGUUUUUUGAGGGGUUUGGAGUUUCUUUUUGUACAUGUUCUUCAGCAGGUAGUUUGGAUUUUAUGACCGGGAACGGUGGACUCCAGCGAAACGCAUGAGAAUUAUAACUCUUAAGAGGAGGAUCUGUGAAAGCUUUUGCUGUAGUUUCGCUUUACAUUUUCAUGGAAAGUAUUUUCUUUUUUCAACAUCAUAAGUAACAAUGGCCAAGAGCACAGAAGGUCCAGCAGAAGACCUCUCCAAGGUGCCGGACGAGGAGCUGAUGAAGUGCGGUAAGGAAGAGUUGAUACGCAGGCUGCGACGCUCAGAAGCCGAGAAAAUGGGAAUUAUGUUGGACCACGGCAACUUGAUCAGGGAAGUCAACCGAAGGCUGCAGCUUCAUCUUAACGAGAUUCGGGGACUCAAGGACAUAAACCAGAAGUUGCAGGAGGACAACCAUGAGCUGAGGGACCUCUGCUGCUUCUUGGAUGAUGACAGGCAAAAGGGGAAAAAAAUGUCAAGGGAGUGGCAGAGACUGGGGAGGUACAGUGCUGGAGUGAUGCGAAAAGAAGUGACCUUGUAUUUGCAAAAACUGAAGGAGCUUGAAGUGAAGCAAGAGGAGGUGAUAAAGGAAAACCUGGAACUGAAAGAACUUUGCUUGAUGCUGGAUGAGGAAAAGAGUAGUGGUGCGGGUAGCCGCAAUUCAGUAGACAGCCAGAAUAGCCUGUGCCAGAUAUCAGCAACAAGCAGUGGCCUAUUGAGGGACGUGGGAGAUGGGAGCAGUACUUCCAGCACAGGAAGCACAGGCAGUCCAGACAAUCUCCAUCACAAACAUCUGGCAACUGGCAGUCCAGAAUGCCUCCAGAAACCACAAAGUGAGGGAAGCCCAGAGCACCAGCAACAAAAUAAAUGUAGCAGUAGCCCUGAUCAAAAACAUCUGAGAAAGGCAAGCCCAGAACAGCACAAGGGCCUUGGCAGAGGGAGUCCUGAGCAUCAAAAGCUUACUGCUGCCAGCCCUGAAAAUCUGCAGAAACACCUUAUGAGCAGUACUAGUAGCCCAGAGCACUUCCAACAGCACAGAGGAGGUGGCAGCCCAGAACAUCAAAAGUACAGCAGUGUUAGCCCCGAACAUCUGCAGAAACAAGCACUGACUGCUACUCCAGAACUCCAGAAAGCCAAAGGAGGAAGCCUGGAGCAGCUCAGACACCCAUACAGUGGGAGCCCGGAGCACCUAAAGUACCAAGGUGGAAGUACCAGUAGGGAAGGGAUGCAGAGAAGGCAAGCCCCAGAUGAAAUGUCGCCUCAUCACAGGAGUAUAUACAACGGGAUGAAUGGUGGGUUGAUAGACCUACUGAAACCUCAUUUGCAAAGACUACAGGCACACAAAACACAAAACACUAAACAGUGACAGUAUUUCAUUUUAACAUGUCUGUCUUUGAACCCUGGAAUUGUUAGCCCUCAACUGGGGUCUGGUAUUUCUUGGGUUUUUUAAAGACUGCAGGAAUCAUUGUUUGAACAGCAAUGAUAACAUUAAAAUAGUACCUCAGACCAAGUAGAUUUGGGAUGAAUAGCUUAUACUAGGCACAGUGGUACUCAACUCUGGCCCUCGAGAUCUAUUCCAGUCUUGGUCUUUAUUCCAACCAGGUC